AUGCCUGCGGCCAUGGAAUGGGAGGCGAUUGCCUCUCGUCACCGAUCCAAGCAACAGCAUAACAUUCCACAAGAGUGGAAAAUUUCUGAUGAUGAAUUAAACAAGCUUCGAGGCAAGGAAACAACCCAAGAGGGUCGACUGAUAGCCCGAGAUGUUGCUCAAAAAUCGACAUUAUUGAACGACAGGGAACUUGACAUUACAGGAAGAUACAACGCAAGACAGUUACUGCACAAGAUUCAUCAAGGGGAUCUCACAUCUGAGGAAGUCACCGUGGCAUUUUGCAAGCGUGCUGCUCUCGCCCAACAGCUUGAUUCCUACAUCGUCAAAGGCCAUUAUGCUACAGUCGGCUAUGUCGAGUUUCUCAAAAGGCCGUUGCCCACUUCCAAUUCGGCAAUGGUCAAUCUUCUUCUGGACGCAGGAGCCGUCUUGUUUUGUAAAACAAACGUGCCUCAAACAAUGAUGACCGCCGACUCAGAGAAUAACAUUUUCGGAAGAACUCUGAAUCCCCACAAGACAAAUCUGACCGCCGGAGGCUCGACCGGCGGUGAAGGAGCUCUCGUGGCAUUCAGGGGCUCGGUAUUGGGCGUUGGCACCGAUAUUGCAGGGUCCAUCCGGAUUCCCUCUCUUUGCUGCGGCAUCUAUGGCUUCAAGCCUACUGCCGAUCGAACGCCAUUUGGAGGGCAAGCCUACUAUCCUUUCCGAAAGCUCCGUCUCCCCGGAGUCACGCCUGUUGCCGGGCCGAUGGCAAACUCAGUUGACGAUCUCACUUUGUUCAUGGAAACAGUGCUUGCACGCCGCCCUUGGUGUUACGACGCAUCUGUAGUCAGCGGACCUUGGAGAAACUCUGAGAGGUCCAACAAGACCUUGACCAUUGGCGUUCUUCCCGAAGACCCAGACUACCCGUUGCAUCCUCCAGUUCGACGAGCUCUUGAAGAUGCAGUCGCAAACCUGACUUCCGCAGGGCACAAAGUUAUCCGAUUGCCAGCAACUCCGGCCUGCAGUGCUAGUCUCGGCGGAAAAAUCGGUUUCCACUACUUUGGGCUCGGAUCUUCCGGUUUGGAUGCCCUAGCGAGUGAGAUUGGUGAGCCUCUUGUGCAUUCUGUUAGUCGGGGCGUUCAUCCUUUCACGAGUUCAAAGCCUCUCAUUCCUAGAGAGUUGGACACAGUACACCAACUCGACGAGUUCCUUGGCCUGCAGGCCUCCUACGCCAACAGCUGGAAGGAUGUCUGGAUAGAGCAUCGACUGGAUGUUGUUAUUGGUCCUGGAGCUAUCAGCACCGCGGUUCCCCAUGAUACUUACGGUACCCCCGUUUAUACUUUGAUGUGGAACGUACUCGAUUAUCCUGCCGGAAUCAUACCAUUUGGCGUAUCAUCAAAAGAGAAAGACCCUCACUACCAAAAGGCAAUCUCAGACUUUGAUGCAGAUUAUGACCCGGAAGAAAGCGACGGCGCCCCAUGUUCAAUUCAAGUCAUUGCCCCUCGCUUCCACGAUGAAGAAUGUCUGGAAGCGAUGCGAAUCAUUGACAGAGACAUCCGAGCAUGA
Molecule: messenger RNA, 1542 nt
Organism: Colletotrichum orchidophilum
Lineage: Eukaryota; Fungi; Ascomycota; Sordariomycetes; Glomerellales; Glomerellaceae
Product: amidase
Exons: 5
Coding region: 1-1542 (513 amino acids)
Source: RefSeq, a predicted model, not a curated record